CGGAAAUGUAAUUGGAAGUUUCGCAGAAAUAAAAAAGUAACACAAAAGGGACGAAUAAAAUUAGUAUUGGCGCCGCUUUCCAAUCAGCCGGUUGUUUUCUAUUUUUAGUGCAGAGUGAAAAAAAAAACAAACUUAAAAAUCUGUGUAUAAACAUAAAAAUAUAUUGAAACAAAAAUUAUUUACAAACACCCCCAUACAAACAUGCUUCAAUGCGAAGAAACAGAAGAAACAACGACAAAAGCGCCACCGGCAUAUAUCAAUGCGAAUUAUAUACGACAAGCACUGGAAUGUAACGUCAGUGGUAGCAUGUAUGACGAUAAGCGUGUUAAUGUAUUGGAAUGUGUUUUCCAAUGCAUCAACGAGGAAGGUGCAAACAAUCGUAGUGAUAUCUAUAGAGCUCAUGUGAAAUUCGAAGAAUAUCGGCUCGGUCGUCCUGUGGCAGAUAAUACAACGCUCAUAGUGAAAGAUGUGAUAAUGGAUGCGGCCACAAAGGCGAACACAAAUGAAUUGGUAAUGUUUCAACAUGUAUUGCCAAGAAUGAAGCGUAUACUGUCAGAUAUAUCGGAUUAUCGGUAUGGAACUGAUAAGUAUGUUUCUAAGAAAAUGGCUCUCAAACUGUUUGCAGAUUGUUUAUUUUGCGAACGUGGUAUACGUGAGAUAUUCGUACUGGAAGAUUUACAGGAACUGGACUAUGGCCCCCUUGAACCGCGCUAUGGAUUAGAUUUCGAAGAAUCGAAAAUCGUUAUGAGUAAACUUGCAGAUCUCCAUGCGGCCUCCAUGCAGUAUAUGAAGGAGUAUCCUAAUGGUGCAGCGACACUACUACCAUCACCGCUCGCCAACGGCAUUAGUCCGACUAGCCGACAAGCGGUUACAGCGUUCGAAGGCAUGCGCAACGCUAUUAAGAUGGUUGAACAGUGGACGGGCUUUGGUGGUAUUGCAGCAUCCAUGCGCAUAUGGACGGAAAACUUCAAUGAACGUCUAACACAGGUACUGAGAAGACGACGUUGUCGUUUUAGUGUUAUUAACCAUGGUGAACUCUGCACGAAGAAUAUACUCAUACGGUUAGGAGUUCAAGAAAGCGCCGAUCUAAAAAUUCUUAUCGUGCCUAAGGACGCUGUAUUUCUGGAUUUUCAAUUGUCCUUUGUUGGCAGUUGUGGUUACGAUUUAAAUGUCUUCCUCUACACUAGCGUCAGCGUGGAAGUCUUGAAAUUACAUCGUCAUGAGCUGCUACGUCACUAUCACGAUCGCUUAAAGGAAACCCUUAAGCGUUUAAAAUUUCAAGAAGCUGAAUUACCCAGUUGGCAGACAUUAAUGGGGGAGGUGUACGAUCUCGAAUUCAUUGGUUAUUAUGCUUUGCUGUGUUUGUUGCCAUUAAGUUGUAUGGACGACGUAGCUUCCACUGAGGAGCUUGAGAGGCAACACAAAUUGAUGUACGAAAAUCAGAGAGUACAGGAAAUGCUUCGUUAUGGCUUGCCGCGCCUCACCCAGUUGGGUGUGCUAGACCUUGUACCUAGGGAAAGGGAUUAUCCACCGAGUUGAUGAUGUAUGUAUGUAGUUUAAAUAAAAAAAAACAACGAAUAGUGAUAUUAUACUUAAAAA
Molecule: messenger RNA, 1599 nt
Organism: Bactrocera neohumeralis
Lineage: Eukaryota; Metazoa; Arthropoda; Insecta; Diptera; Tephritidae
Exons: 4
Coding region: 202-1539 (445 amino acids)
Source: RefSeq, a predicted model, not a curated record